Messenger RNA from Lolium perenne, 1235 nucleotides. Its product is annotated as transcription factor MYB44-like. The record is from RefSeq and is a predicted model, not a curated record. Gene Ontology annotation, cellular component: nucleus. Gene Ontology annotation, molecular function: RNA polymerase II cis-regulatory region sequence-specific DNA binding; DNA-binding transcription factor activity, RNA polymerase II-specific. Gene Ontology annotation, biological process: regulation of DNA-templated transcription. Lineage: Eukaryota; Viridiplantae; Streptophyta; Magnoliopsida; Poales; Poaceae.
CUGAACUUUCCAGAUCCCUCCCUGUUCACUCCCGUAAUCGGCCAGUACUCACGCGCUCGCUCGAACCGCCUUUCCUUGCAGCAGAAGCCGUCUGCCUCCACUGCUGUCCCGCUCCACCAUCCGUCUAUAUAAAGCACCACGCGGCGGCGGCGGCGUUCACCACAACCCGCACCCCAUCCAAUUUCUCUUCCGGCCUCCAUUCCAGCAACGCGCACCAACUCCGUCCAGCUAGCGAGCCGGAGACGAAGCGGGUCCGAUCGACAUGUCGCUACCGGGCUCUGGCUCGGCAUCCGCCGCCGCCGAAGCGGCCGCCGCCGAAGCGGCCGCCGCCGCUCCUGAGGUGGCCAGGAAGGCGUGGACCCAGGAGGAGGACACCGUCCUGCGGGAGCAGGUGCGCCUGCACGGCGGGCCGAGCAAGUGGAACACCAUCUGCCAGGCGCUGCCCGGGCGGAACGGCCCGGCGUGUCGCCAGCGCUGGUUUCGCUUCCUCAGCCCGACCAUCGACGUCGACAAGCCCUUUACAGCGGAGGAGGACCAGAUCAUCGUCACGAACCAUGCCAGGUACGGCAACUACUGGACCACCAUCGCCCACUUCCUCCCUGGCCGCAGCGACUUGGCCAUUCACAACCGGUGGAAGUCCGUCCUCUCCAAGCAGCACGGCGCCCACGCCUCCACGCCCGCUCCCGCCGCCGCACGCGCCGCGGGCCCUGUCCUACCGCUGGUCAGGGGCGGUACCUCGUCGGCUACGCACGCGACGCAGGAGGACUUGACGGGGGACGAGCCGUCCGCGCCGCUCAUGGAGUGCCUGCAGCUGUUCCCUCUGGCUCCCGGGGAUAUCAGGGCCGAUCCGCGCGCGGCGCCGUCCAGUGAUUUGUCUUGCGGUGCAGAUGACCCGCUCACGCAGCUGAGGCUCGCGCCCGCGCCAGCGGCGACGGUGGUCGAGGCUAUGCCGCUGUAGACUCCUUCUAAGCUUGCCUUAAUUUCGUUUUACUUCCCGUCGCUUGUGGAAGUUAACUCUUGUGGAUGAUCAAAUAGGAUUUUAGGGGCAAUCGAAACAAUCGUGGAUGUUUGUUGGAAGUUGGUGGGUGCCCGUGCUGUGGAUAUAUCUUGUAGCAGUGGAAUUCUGAACUCUCUGCAAUUCCCUUUUAUGGUCGUGUUGUGGAUAUAUUGGUAUCAAUAGAACUAUGAAUUCUAUUGUUGGUAUCGAACUCUGAAAUUUGAAAAAGCUGUGUUCA